GUCUAUAUUUCCGGCAAACACUCGGCUCUCACCCAUAUCUUUUUCUUUUUCCGUUCGUACGUAAAACAUGACGGGUUUCAGUGAAAAGGCCAUUCUCAUCGAUGGUCGUGGCCAUCUGUUAGGCCGACUGGCUGCUAUUAUUGCAAAAGUUUUGUUAGAAGGAACAAAAGUUGUUGUAGUAAGAUGUGAACAACUGAAUAUUUCAGGAAACUUCUUCAGGAACAAGUUGAAGUUCAUGUCCUUCUUGCGUAAGAGAUGUAACAUCAACCCUGCACGAGGACCUUACCAUUUCAGAGCGCCCUCCAGAAUUUUGUGGAAGACUGUUCGUGGUAUGGUGCCACACAAGACCGAAAGGGGAAAGCAAGCUCUUCGCAGACUUAAGGCAUAUGAAGGUUGCCCAGCACCAUUCGACAGAAGGAAACGUCUAGUUGUUCCAAAAGCAAUGAGAGUCAUGUGUCUUAAACCUGGCCGCAAGUACUGCCAUGUUGGUCGCUUAUCAAAUGAGGUUGGAUGGAAAUAUCAAGAUGUUGUACGUACUCUUGAAAACAAGAGGAGAGUUAAGACUAUUCUUAACAUCAAAAAGAGAAAUAAUCUUAAGAAACUCACUAAGAAGGCUGGUGAGGCAGUCGCCAAAAGGGUUGCGCCGUACACACAAGUUAUUAAUUCUUAUGGAUACAAUUAAAUUUGUAACUUUAAUAAAAACUAAAUGAAAUAUGGUGGUGUU
This is a messenger RNA of Ctenocephalides felis (cat flea), 724 nucleotides long. It is a transcript of the gene RpL13A, whose product is annotated as 60S ribosomal protein L13a. The record is from RefSeq and is a predicted model, not a curated record. Lineage: Eukaryota; Metazoa; Arthropoda; Insecta; Siphonaptera; Pulicidae. Gene Ontology annotation, molecular function: structural constituent of ribosome; mRNA binding. Gene Ontology annotation, biological process: negative regulation of translation; translation. Gene Ontology annotation, cellular component: cytosolic large ribosomal subunit; ribosome.